AGGCGGGGGCGGGCCGGGCCGGGGUCCGAGGCGGCGGCAUGGCCGGGCGGCGGGUGAACGUGAACGUGGGCGUGCUGGGCCACAUCGACAGCGGCAAGACGGCGCUGGCGCGGGCGCUGAGCACCACGGCCUCCACCGCCGCCUUCGACAAGCAGCCGCAGAGCCGCGAGCGCGGUAUCACGCUCGAUCUCGGCUUCUCCUGCUUCGCGGUGCCGCUGCCCGAGCGCCUGCGGCCGGCGCUGCCGGCGCCCGAGGCCGGGUCCCAGGCCGCCGAGCCGCUGCUCCAGGUCACGCUGGUUGACUGCCCCGGGCACGCCUCCCUCAUCCGGACCAUCAUCGGCGGAGCCCAGAUCAUCGAUCUGAUGAUGCUGGUCAUCGAUGUGACCAAAGGCAUGCAGACCCAGUCGGCGGAGUGCCUUGUCAUCGGGCAGAUCGCCUGCCAGAAGCUGGUCGUGGUCCUGAACAAAACAGACCUCUUAGCCGAGGGGAAGAGACAGGCAGCAAUUGAUAAAAUGACCAAGAAAAUGCAGAAGACCCUAGAGAACACCAAGUUCCGAGGUGCACCAGUCAUACCCGUGGCAGCCAAGCCUGGGGGACCGGAGGCCCCUGAAACAGAAGCUCCACAGGGCAUCCCAGAGCUUAUUGAGCUCCUGAUGUCCCAGAUCCCCAUCCCAGUGAGAGACCCCUCGGGCCCGUUCCUCAUGGCCGUGGACCACUGUUUCUCCAUCAAAGGCCAGGGCACUGUGAUGACAGGGACCAUCCUCUCGGGCUCCAUUAGCCUCGGCGACAGCGUGGAGAUUCCUGCCCUUAAGGUGGUGAAGAAGGUGAAGUCCAUGCAGAUGUUCCAUAUGCCCGUCUCGUCGGCCAUGCAGGGCGACCGGCUGGGCGUCUGCGUGACCCAGUUUGACCCCAGGCUGCUGGAGCGUGGGCUGGUGUGCGCCCCCGAGUCCCUGCGCACCAUCCAUGCGGCCCUCAUCUCCCUGGAGAAGAUCCUGUACUUCCGGGGCCCCCUGCAGACCAAGGCCAAGUUCCACAUCACGGUGGGCCACGAGACCGUCAUGGGCCGCCUGAUGGUCUUCAGCCCGUCCCCCGAGAGCUUCGACCGCGAGCCCGUGCUGGACGCCUUUGACUUCUCCCGUGAAUACCUCUUCCAGGAGCAGUACCUGUGCAGGGACUCGGCGCCAGCGGCCAGCGACGGGGCCGAGGCCACCCCAAAGGUGGGCCAGGCCCCCGAGGGCCCCUACCCCCGGCAGCAGUGGGCCCUCGUGGAGUUCGAGAAGCCCGUCACCUGCCCCCGGCUGUGCCUGGUGAUUGGUUCCAGGCUCGAUGCAGACAUUCACGCCAACAGCUGCCGGCUGGCCUUCCACGGCACCCUGCUGCACGGGCUAGAGGACAAGAACUACACCGAGAGCUUCCUGCCCCGGCUGAAGGUCUACAAGCUGAAGCACAAGCAGGGCUUCGUGGAGCGGGUGUUGGAUGACUACAGCGUGAUCGGCCGCUCCCUGUUCAAAAAGGAGACCAACAUCCAGCUCUUCUUGGGGCUGAAAGUGCACCUGUCCACCGGGGAGCUGGGGGUCAUUGACAGCGCCUUUGGCCAGAGUGGCAAGUUCAAAGUCCGCAUCCCUGGUGGCCUCAGUCCCGACUCCAGGAAGAUCCUGAGCCUGGCUAUGAAGAAGCGUGGCAGGGCGGGCCGUGGAGAGGUGGCUGUUGAAGAGGAGGGCGCCGAGCGGCCCGAGCCUGCCCAGCCCGUCUCGCUCAGCCUUACUUUCAAGCGCUACGUCUUCGACGGUGACAAGCGCAUGGUGCAGUCUCCUUGAGCCCAGGUGGCCUCACCCAGGCCAGGCCCAGCACCCAGCUGGACGUACCUGGCCCGCCCCACGGCCCCCCACCCCUUGCCCUUGCAGGCAGCCCCGGGAUGGCGGGCCAGAAGGGUCUGUCCCCACUUGUGCCAGCCUCUGCGAAACGGCGAGCGGUCACUCAGCACCCAGGCCCAGCCGGGGACGGAGCCACGGCAGGAGGAGCGGGUGCCUGAGCGGUCAGCAUCUCCCAGGCUUCCCAGCGGCCGGCUGUCUGCAGGCCGUCCCCCACCUGCCCCAGGGGCCGGGCACUUGGCAGUUGCAAAUAAAUGUUCCAUGGCCUA
Messenger RNA from Choloepus didactylus (southern two-toed sloth), 2140 nucleotides. RefSeq names its product eukaryotic elongation factor, selenocysteine-tRNA specific (gene EEFSEC). Gene Ontology annotation, biological process: selenocysteine incorporation. Lineage: Eukaryota; Metazoa; Chordata; Mammalia; Pilosa; Megalonychidae. The coding region runs from base 39 to 1817 and encodes 592 amino acids. Gene Ontology annotation, molecular function: GTP binding; GTPase activity; translation elongation factor activity. The record is from RefSeq and is a predicted model, not a curated record. The transcript has 7 exons.